AUGUCUUCGAAGAAGAAAACACCUCGCAAAGGAAAAAAAGGAAAAGGAAAAGUCCUAGUACCAAAAUGGAAACUGUUCCGAGCCAAAGAGCCGCUUCUUUCCGUUUUCAUGUGGGGUGUCAAUCAUUCAAUCAGUGAGCUGAUGCAUGUGCCACCGCCGGGCCUUCUGAUGCCGGAUGAUUUCAAGGCUUCUGUUAAAAUCAAAGUUGACAAUCACUUUUUUAAUAAGGACAACAUGCCAAGUCAUUUCAAAAUCAAAGACUACUGCCCAAAUGUCUUCCGAAAUCUUCGCGACCAUUUUGGUGUUGAUCAAAACGAAUAUUUGCGUUCUUUAACAUACGCAGAGCCGGAGACCGAACUGGAUCAAGUGGAGAAAAGUGGUCCUCGUUUCUUCAUAUCGCAUGAUAAGAAAUUCGUGAUAAAGUCAAUGGAUUCGGAAGCGGUUGCCGAGCUUCAUUCUAUCCUCAGAUCGUAUCAUGAAUAUGUGGUAGAGAAACAUGGCAAAACGUUGUUGCCGCAGUUUCUCGGGUUAUAUCGUCUUACUGUGGACGGAAAUGAGACGUAUCUGAUUGUAAUGCGCAACAUUCUCGGCCGGAAAUAUGCGGUUCAUCGUAAAUACGAUCUAAAGGUACGUUUUUUAGAACCUAUGUUGUAA
Molecule: messenger RNA, 654 nt
Organism: Gongylonema pulchrum
Lineage: Eukaryota; Metazoa; Nematoda; Chromadorea; Rhabditida; Gongylonematidae
Source: the annotation of a GenBank genome assembly